Molecule: messenger RNA, 14731 nt
Organism: Amoebophrya sp. A120
Lineage: Eukaryota; Dinophyceae; Syndiniales; Amoebophryaceae
Source: the annotation of a GenBank genome assembly
GUCGAUUUCUUGUGCCGAAGCUUGGGCUUCUGUUGAUACCGAAUGCCUGUCAUUAAUUUUUACCGAACCAGGAUAGAUCCAACAAGGCGGCGAUUAGGAAAGAACUAUGGGAGGUGAAAGUUUUUCCGAAGAAUGAAGGAAGCAAGUAGAAUAGAAAAACUUGGGUAGCAUCGAAGUAGUAGCAAGAACAGCCCUCUGUGGAAACAUAAACAAAGGCAGAGGGCCAGCCCCUUUACGAUAGGCACCAACUUAAUUAUCAACUACAAUUACUUCUACGCUUAGCACUUUGGUCGCAACAGCCAAAACUACUUACACGUGUCUCCUGAGGAACAAAAUGAGGACCAUUGAGGGAAGCAGCAAAACAAGGUGCGGCCGGUUGCUGGCAAAUCUGGCGAGGGCCGUCAGUGUGGUUCUUUACUUUGAGGCCGAAUGUGGUUCUUUCUUCGCCGGCCGAGCAGCAGCCACCAAGCUUUUUGCUCUCGCCUCUGGAUCGCCGUCAGAUGUGCAGCUCGGCGAGGAGGCUCCUCAUGAGAAGCCGCACCCGGUCGAGCCCGCCAGCGGCCCGCACGAAGACCCAGUCUGCGAUCUGGAGAAGCCCGCCAGCUCUUCAGGACAGGGCGGCGGAGCCGGUUCCGUGGUCCCGCAAGGGCUCGAGCUGAACUUGAUACGAAAUGCAAAAGCAUCGCACGACUAUUCGAAGUCGCAUUACAAGUUGAGAAGUCAGCAUUAGAAAUAGGAUUUGUCAUGCGGUUUGUCCGUGAUGGAAAGAGAAAGACUUUGUGGUAUAUGCGUGACUGCAAUCACUAUGAGCACGAUACUUUUGCACAGGAUAUUUGGCGAGUCUCGGCGAUUUCGAAGGGCUCGACAAAAACCCCGGGAUGCGCAGGAGCAGUUCCGCGGGGCCGAGUCAGUCCAGUGCGGCGAGCGAGGGUGGAACUCCCUCGGCUGGACAGCUCCUUGAAGAUGCUGCUUUGGCUCCCGAAGAAGACGAGACGCAAGGAACUACCUCAAACGUCGUGGGAUCCGCAUUUCCCGGUGUGGGUGAACUUGAUUUUGACAGACUUGUAACGCCGGGAAAAAAUAUGUCUGGGUCUGGGAGGACGCGAUCGCGAACUUGUCAUGCUAAGUCUGGAUUGUACAAAAAUUUGUGUUGCAUGACUACCAAAAGCUGUCCACUUUUGAACAAGUUUAGAGGCAUGUUGUCAUGCAGGAUAGGAAUAAUAGAGACGUCGCAGGACCUGCCAUGCUAGGUCCUGCAUUCCAAACCUCAUGGGGCAUGGAAAAUAUGCAUGAGAAGUUUGCAUUCUUCCAGACCCGGACACUUUUGCAUUUGAUAAACGGUUGCACUAGCCACGACACCGCAGCUCGAGGAACAACAACGAGGAGUGGUCCAGGCGACAACAAUUCCUGCGACAGCAGGUGCUGCCACCUCCUCAAGGACGAAAGCAAGAUCCAGGCAAACUACGAGCGGAACUCCUGCAGCAGCUGGUGUGCCAGAUGCACUAGAUCUAGGACCUCCACAGAAGUCCUCGACGUUGAAUCAAAGAACCCUUGACACGCUGCAGAGGGAGCUACAGCCGGACGUGUUUGCUCGUCCACACCGCACCAGCAGCCCAAACACCAGUGUCUAUCAAAUGCAAAAAUGUCUGGGUCUGGAAGAAUGCAUGUUUGUCAUGCUUGUCUGGCAUGACUCUUAAAUCUGUCAUGCACGUUGGCCAAGAGUUCCAUUUUUCUGUGAUGCAGAAACGCAGUUUGUCAUGCAGAAUAGGCAACACCUAGAAGCUCAGACGCUUGCCAUGCUGGGCCAGCAUUUGUAGCCUCAUCAUGAGACGCCGCCCAGCAUCACCAGUUUCCAGACCCAGACACUUUUACAUUUGAUAGUGUCCACGGCGGCGCGAUAAAAACGCCGGAUCAGGAGCAGAAGGAGCAGCAGCUGAUUCAAGCCACGCGGCUCGCCAGGUUCAGGAAAGAAUGGGAAGAUAACAUGUCUCCGGAUAAGCGAGAUUCACACCUUCAAUUGAUGUCCAACGCCGCCGCCGCCCAAGACCACAUGGUAAAACAAGCAGCGGUGGCGCAACAACGAGUCGUGCAGGACCAUGAGCAGCAGCUUGUGACCAGUAAGAUCCUGGACAACGUAGCAGCAUUGCACGAACAAUUUCCUUUCGACCCCGUGACCGCCCCGGAGGUCCUGGCAGCGCGAGCCGCCGAGAAUCCUGCCUCUUUUGGAAAAUCGGUGGGGGUGCUGCUCUCCUCCCACGAUGGCGGAAAGCGCUCUCGAGAAGGCUACAUGCCCCGCGAGGACCACGCGAACGAAACCUACAACCAAAAUUUUCCAGUCCAGGGCGGCCGGGUUCCAGUGGGGCGAGGCAGUCCAGUGCGGCCGGGUUCCAGCGGGGCGAGGCAGUCCAGUGCGGCCGGGUUCCAGCGGGGCGAGCUUGGGAGCUCGGCCAUCGGCGGGGUGACAGACAGCGAUGACAUCGCGGAGAUGAGUCCGUUUCGAACCACGCGCCCGUUCAAGGAACUGAUGUUAUACCGGGAAUUCGUUCACCGAAGUUCAAAAGCCGUGCUGGGGAAUUCGUUCACAAACCCAGGUCGGAUGAUUAUUUCAGACCGGGACUACGACACCAUCGCAAUCGUGCGCCAGAAAACCGCACUCGGGCAGGCCGAGAAGUGUUUUCGGAACGAAACGGAAGAAGUUCAAGACGAUGAAGCGGAAAAUCCGCAAACAAGAAAAUCCUCCUCCCACACCGCCGAGUCGUUUAGCUCGCCGCCGAGGGGAGGUCUUUCGCCUGAGCAAGAGCUGGGCGGAGAAAGAGCUGGUGCUCAGGGUAGUGCUAGUGCGUCCGCUUCGAGCGCCACUGCAGCAGCACAAGCAGCAGUAGAUCCAGCAGCAGCGAAUGCGGCAGCGGAGGAAAGACGCGAGAAGCGAAAGCGAAGCUGCCUUCUCGACCGGGAUAACGGGACCGCAGUGGAAUAUUUAAUUUCCGUGGAGAAACUUUCUGUUGGACGAGGUCCCAGUGCACCAACUUCUCAGGGAGGCACAAAUGUUGACUCUCCUCCUGUAGCCGGGAAUUAUAAAGAAAAACCGAGGAAGUUGUUCACUGGGGCGAGCCGGCCGCCGGGAUCUGUUCCUUCCGAGGACCAUGAAGCUGAUGCAGUGCCACAACUUGAUGGAGGAAUUGCAACGACGGAUGCUGCUACUAGUUCUGAGGAAGAUGUAGAGACCUGGGUAAAAUUUGCGAUUCACAUCCCAGAUAUUGGGUUCUUUGAACCGGGACUACUACCUCUCUUUCGCGGGGAUCAGGAUACCGACGGGAAAUUGUCGACAACCACUCGCCCGGCAGAUGAUGAUGUCGGAGGCUCGACGGGAGAACACCAACAGCAAAAUCAACAACAGCAGCAGCCUGUCAAUAAUCCCCAUCGGUCAUUGUCUGCUUUGGUAACCGACAGCUACGACAAACGCGUCCAGGCAGAGUUCCGCCGGAGCAUCCCGCUCUACCAUUUACGGAGACUGUUCGCGAUCAUGACUUUGGACAAUGUGAAGAAGACCUAUUUACCGUCCUCGGGUAGCAGCGGUAGAACUUCUAGCUCCACGCGACGUGGAGCUGCUGCGCCAACAAGUCGAAGAUCGUCUUCGAAAGGCAGGCCAUCCUCCCGCAGCAGACAGCUGGUGGAAAAGCCGAAGCAACAAAAGCAGGAGGAAAAAGACGACAAUGACUUGGACAAAAACUCACCCCCAAAAGAAAGCUACAUUCUCACCAACACACUGUUUUUCGAAGUGAGAACUGCUCCUCCCGAUGACAAGCAGGCUGGCGGCACCUCAGGAGGAGCUGGUCCUUCCGCUGCUGGCGGAGCAGGUCCGUGGGGUGUGCGAGCUUCCAACAUCCGGAGUGUCCGGUUGGUGCGUAAUACCGCGGUUCGGAAUGGGGCGCAGAUCGCAAUUGACCGGGAUUUGGUCUUUCCCUCGCGUACCAGUGCAAGGGAGACAAGGACGACAGGACAUGUGUCUACUUCGAGAGCGCUGUCCCUGCUGGGAGCUGCAGCUACAGUGCGUCACAAUUAUAUCAGCCCCGGAAGUGGUGCUGGUGCAAUUGUUGAGAAUGUCAGUCCCGGGCCGUCUGUCGCCGGCGGAACAUCGUCUAGCGCAGGAGGAUCAUCUUCCGUGGCACCACAGGUACAUAGAACAGACUGGUGGUUUACUUGCUUCUCGACUUAGGACAGAGUCGUGCUAGCGGCCCAUUAUAGGAGCGUCGCGCUGGUAUCUUCUAGUUUCUUCUAUUCAUCGUUCUCCAUAGUAGUUGUUCCAUUCUCAACUGCGGCGAUUCUCAAAAUUAAAAUCUCUCGUCACGUGCCAGCUUAACAGACUUAUAGGAUGUAGGAAUUUCAUUUUCGUCUCUGAAAAAAGAUGAAGAGGAAGAUGUCGUGAAGUACCUCCCUCGGCAUUUGUUGUUGAUACGUGGAAGUUAGUGUCGGGCAAAAUUGUGUUGAUCAAGUGGCUGGAUAUAUAUUUUGUCAAAACGUGUGUAAAAAUUGAAAUUAAGAACGACAUACUACAAGUUGUGCGAUAGCUCUGAUGACAACCUCCACAGGCCACUACACCAGCCCACGACCAGCACAUCAGAAGCAACGAACACAUUCAACCAGCUGCUCCCUUCACCGACCAGGGAUCUCUCGCAAAACUACUCUUCACUGCCCUGCAGCACCUGCCCAUCGCCUCCUUCGGCCUGUACAAACAGCACCUGGCUGACCAGAUUCAGGAGAUGCAAUUGCUCCAAAAUUUGGCGAAAAAGUAUCCGCAAACCUGGAGGAUGCUGAACCCGGUUGCAGCAGGUGGAACACGCCAAGAACAUCAACCUCAAGAACAGGAGAUGACUAGUCCACCCGGUGCAGAUGGGAGCAGUAGACCAUCACCGCCCAGCGUGGGGGAUCAUACCUUGGACACACGAACUCUCGACCAAGAAACGACCCCUCCUACUCGACAAAUAAGCACGCUGGACGAAAGCAGCACCGUCGUCGGGACAGAAGCUGCAAGGACCCCUGCAAGCUUGGUUACACCAGGCACGGGAAGUGGCGGAGCGAUGACACCAAACGCACCGAACUCGCGCUCCCUCAAGAACGUCUUUGAGGACUGUAUAAUUUGAGAUUUUUUGUUGCAGUGCACCAUGAGAAAUCUACUGACCUCCUAGCACUUGACUCAGCAUGUCAAAUUCAAAUUUUCAAUUUAGACACAUUGAGACUUGCAUCAUCCAACGAUGUUAGGUGAUAGCUUUCCACCGCGUAGGCACUUGCAAGAAGUUGUAUAGUGCACAAGAUUAGAUUAGCCAAUGAAUGUUUGUAUCACAACAAACAACUAAACAGUCCAACGUGGGUUGCAGGCGGCGCAGUACCUAGCUUUGCAGAAAGUCGGAUUAGUCACCCCCUUCACGAAAGCGUUUGACGCCUCCGUGCAGAUCGCGGCGCACUUCAGCACCUACGCGCGGCUCCCCGGUCGGAAGAAUGAGCAAGACCGUAUGAACUGCACAUAUGUCUGGCUCUGGAAGAUUCCGAGAUUUGUCAUGCUAGUUUGGCAUGACUCUGAACUCUGUAUUGCGUGCCCCUGCGCAAGUCUUCCUGUCUGUCACGCAAAAACGCGGUCUGUCACGCGGAGUACGCAAGUCUGAGCCACUGAAAAACUUGUAAUGCUGGGAAGCGCAUUGCAGUGUGCUUACUAUUCCCUUCCCUGCGUGAGAAGUUUCCAGACCCAGACAUAUUUGCAGUGCAUAGACCAAUCUCCGGGGCAAUUUCUCCUCGAGCAGACGGAUCAGCGGAACAUUGUUGUCGUGGAUUUGAACUUUGAGAGACAAACUGUUCUGGUCUAUUUGCCCCGGGAAAAAUACCACGUUGACACUAAAGACGAAGAGGCCGCCGGCGCACGGCAGCCCUGCGGCGGAGCUGGAUCCUCUUCAAGUGCGCCCUCCACCUCCGGAGGACUGGGUAGCCCGCCGGUGCCCAUGAAUCGUCGUGCACAACAACAAGCCGGUGGUGCUCCUGGUCCCGUUGCUUCCCCACCACUGCGCCGUGAGUUCACCCGUUCCCGCACCACCCCGGGCGACAGCUACGGGAGCUCUGCUAGAAGUCCACUAAACCAUGGUGCUCAACCACCGGGAUCCCCGAAAAGGACCGUGGAGAAGAGUCCGGAGGAGCUGUUGGAAAGCGGCGACCCACGGUUCCGGACGCCGCAGAGGCCAAAGAAAGGAGAACCUCUAGAGGUGUUGAAACUCAGCAAACCCAAUUCCUGGGACAAGCAGGGACGGAAAAAUAGCAAAGCAGGGACAUCUUCAGGCCCUUUCGAUGAACAGGACCCUGCGGAAUCCUCCUUCGCCUGGCGGCAAAACAUCUUCCCCGGCGCUCGCAGCGAAGGCUCGGCGGCGUUGCCCCCCUAUUCUCCCGACGUGGACGAGUUGGACGAGCUGUCGGUAGCGGCCGGCAGUAGUCGUGCUAGGACAGCAAGAAAGAACUCUCGUAAGAACAGGAGGGACGAGCCCUCCAUGCCGAUAUUCGGUCCCUGGGGCGACCUUGUGAUUGCCAUGAGGCGAAACCACGAGCUCUGCCAGAAGCGCGAGAAGCAAGAACAAGCGCAAGCCGCGGAGGCGGCAGCUGCACUACUACAGGUGCCGGCAGGUGCACCUCCUGCGGCCGACAGUCUGGCUCUGGACGAGCAACAGCUCCCCGCGGAAUUGCAGUCGGUGACGACACGUGCGGCAGCGGCGCGCGUUGUGUUGGGCAAUCCGAUUAUACCGGUAAUUUCUGAUACUGAUGUAGCUACAACAGGAGGAGCUUCAUCCGAACAACCGCACGGGGAUGAUCACGUUCCAGCACCGCGGGAUGGGGCACCACAAGUAGAACCUCUUCUACAUCCCGAAGCCUUAUUCACUACGCCUCUUCUCUUCGGAACAACGACCCCACCCCCGGUCGUGCCGGCGGGUCUCCCAAGGACACUGGCAGGCGCUUUGGCUCGUCCUCUGAACAACAACGACGAAGAACAAGCAGGAGGUCGAGCGGCUACACCCACCUUUGGAGGCGGAACAGAAAUUGCUGGAACGACCACGUUAUGCGUUGCAAAAGUAUCGCACUCGUACUAAUUGCGUUUUUUAUGCAUAACAAAUCUUUUUGUUGAGGCAAAUCCGCAUUACAAAUCUAAUCUAAUUUGUGAUGCUAAGUCAAUUUGUAGUGCAGUUUGAUGCUUUUGCAGUUCAUACACGUCGGGGCUCUUCUCUCGGAGAGCAGCCGGACCGGAUGAACGCUUAGUCCAAUUCUUGGCAGGACCUUCGGCAGAUGAACCUCUUCCCGUCGCCCCACUAUUUCCUCCUCCGGCAGAACUUCUUCCUGUCGCCCCCCCACUUUCACCUCCGUCCACGCCGCGCGCGGCACGAGCGCCGACCCCUUCCUUCGGGCAGGUAGACGAGCACCCAGAAGCAUCGUCCCUGCCAGCUCCGGGCGAGCAGACGCCGUUGCGAAGAAUCCGUCCGGCCUUUUUUCACAGUCCCGAGAAGGGCGAGGGGGACGCCGUGCUUGGCCAGCAGUUUAUCGAGAGGGAAGAUUGGACCGAGGCCGCCGAUUUGGAAGAGAGGCUGCAACGGGCACACAAUUUGUUCGCGCAAGUCAGAGGGCGGGGCGCCGCUCCUGCAAUGAUGCCUCCUCCGUUCUCCUUGCCCCCAAUUGGAAUUAGUAUGCCGCAGCAGGGGUCUAGCAGUGCGGCUGCUGCUGCUGCUGCUGCAAGGGCACCAGGUGAUUCUACUGGUAGUGCGGACGAGGUAGGUGUUGUUGGUACUACUAGCAGCGAAGCACAACGAGGACAUUUAAUGCCCACGUCUGCUCGGUGCAGUGCAGCCGCUGAAGAAGUUCUUGACCAACAGGAGCAGCCCCCCGGGGCGACACCAGGCGGACCGCAUGUUGAACAAGCUCCGGGAUACCAGCCCGGCGGGAAUGGUGACCCGAAUAUUGCGACGUGUGCUGCGGAAGAGGAGGUUGUUGUCGAGCGACCUUCCCCUGGUGCAGAAGCUCCACAGGCCAUGCCUGCAGGAUCAUCCCCCAAGGACUUCCGACUUGUCCGGGACCAAUUGCAAUUGCAGCAGCGAUAUCAAAUGCAAAAAUGUCUGGGUCUGGAAGAAUCUGAGAUUUGUCAUGCAGUUUUUCCAAGCUCAGCCAAGUCUCGAAUGCAGGGCCUAGCAUCACAGGUUCUGCAGCCCCUUGGUGAUGCCUAUUCUGCAUGAGAAAUGCCCCCUCGGCAUGGCUAGAAAUGGGGAUCUUUUGCAAGUCACGCUACACAGAUUUUUGUAUGAUCCGCAACACGCAUCACAAGUUCGCAUCCUUCCAGACCCAGACACUUUUACAUUUGAUAAGCGAGGCCAGCACCAUCAACAGCCAACGCAAUUCGCCUUUCCCACAAGAGAAGAACUACAACCUGCAGAACCUCCAGGACUAGUUGUGCCGCAGCUGCCUCCCCGACCGGACUAUGCGCAGCAGCAGGAGCAGCCACGCAAUCUCUUCAACAUUCCUAGUUCUGCCGCAUCGGCCGCUGGCCUCUCCAGCAGUGCGAGCGACGCCGGAGUUGUAGCAGUAAGUGGACUUCGAGAAACGGCUACUUUAGUGGAUGGCAUAGCCCACUAUGGCAAGCACAACGAGCUGCAAGGUACAACACCGACUCAUGAUCCGCACAGUCAUCAACUACGUGACCCUUUUGCCACGCCCGACCGACCCGCGCUCCGGCGCGGGAGAAGUGCAGACAGCAGUGCACUAUCGGGAGCAGCUGGUGCUUCUGCUGUUCUUGGUCAUAGAAGUGCAAGUAGCAUUUAUUCGAAGCAAGAACUGGAUAAGGGAUACAUUGCUGGAGAUUUUUGUGAACAUCCACAUGCAAACGAGGGCGAACAACAAGCCGCUGGCAAUAAGCCUAUUGGUACCUCCCCUACUAGUUCCUCAUCUAUACUGAAGCAAAGAGCCGACAAGCCGCACGGGUUUGCCUUGGAAAUUUCGAUAAAGGAGCUGCGACGCGCGCAGCUGAGCGCGUUUGGGCAGGCUGUUCCUGCCGAAGACGGCACCUCAGCGGGCAGCACGAUCCAACCCGACCGGCCCGAGGGGAAUUUGCGGUUCGCCCUCCGCGACGGGAUUGGUGCCAUGCGGCAUCGAGUCGCCUCGUUUUCCUAUCAACUGCAAAUAUGUCUGGGUCUGGAAGAAUGCAAGACUUGUCAUGCAUAUUGAUAUUUCUCAUGACCCAUGAUUGUCUGUGAUGUAUGUUGCCCUACCAUCAUAGAUUUUUAGAACCCUUCCUGAUCCUGAUGCGCCUUCCACAUGAGAAAUGCCCUAUAGCACAAACUGGACCCCUCUUGCACUUGCUGGUCAUGCAAUACAAAUUUUCCUAGAAUCCAAAAACAGCAUCACAAGUUGCAUCCUUCCAGACCUCCAGACAUAUUUGCAUUUGAUAUUUCCACCAUCAAAGCGGUAGCACCACCGGCGACCGCUGGCACUGCGUCCGCAGCUUCCGGUCCGCAGCUUCCGUCUUAUAGUUCACCAUCUCCUUCGGCUCCGUCGCCCUGGGUUCUCUAUAAGCGGACCGUCUCCCGUAUGCAUUGCAAAUAAAGUAUCGUACUCGUAUAUAAUGCAUUUAUACAAAUUUGCUCAGCAUGAGGAGUAAAAUUUGUAAUGCGGUGGAUUUCUCGUAGCACCUAGAUUUGUAAAUGCAUAUAACUGCAAUGAGUACGAGUGCGAUACUUUUGCACUGGAUAUCCGGUCAGGCGGAGGCCUUCCUUAUACACGAAGUAAGUGGUCUGUCGCCCUCGGCAGCUUCCGAGGUCCUGAAGCGAGAGCUGCAAAGGCAGCGGGAGAUACGUCGGUCGUCCUCGUCGUCGUCCCAAAUAGAAGUAGGCGCCACAGCUGACGCAUCACACCCGCUGGAUUUGGUGCUGCCGAUUAAGGAGAAGCUGAAAUUAUACGAGGGUUACCCCGCGCAGAUUUUCCACAGUUACAACCUGAUGUCCCUGGGCGCGGUCAUCACGAAGCAACAGAUGCACGACCAGCUGCUUCACGUGCUGCAGAAAAUUCUAGGCACGCCGGGGGCACCGGCACCACCUGUGCUUGGCCCUGCUGAAGGUGGUGGUCCACGUCGCUCAGAAGUCGCAACAGUCGGCGGAGCUGCUGGAGGCGGGCCAACAGUCGAGGACAUCAAUAAUUAUCGCCCCAGCCAACUACAUGGUGCGCCAUUACUAUCUCCCCCGCUACAACAAGAUCAAGACCUCCGGCAGCGCGAGGACGACGAGCUGUCUGUCCCGGAAACCGUAGAGCAUUUUGGGAACCCAGACGACCGACAACAAGCCAUGGAACUAGACUGCCAGGCACUGGUCGCGCGGAUGCAGGAGGUGGUGCAGGAAAGCCGCCGGCGCGAUGAUAGUGGUGUUUUGAACGCGCAGCAGCAGCAGGGCGGUUUCAGGUCAGCCACCGGCUCCGCGGGCAACUCGGUUGUGGGGCACGCAGACGAUUUCGGGACGAUAUUGUCCCCUGUGGGCCUCGAGCAAGUGAGGCGUGCAGCUCCACCGCCGGACGUGAAUCCAGAACACGUGCGAGCGUGCCUCGCCGGGCUUGAAGCGGGAGGCGCUGGGGGUGGACCAGCACCACCACCUAUGGCACGAGGACCACAAGUUGUACUACAACCCGCACGACCAGCAGGAGAUGAACUCCAAGCGGCAGAUGACGGCACUACCUCCGAACACGGCAGUGUCAGCAACCUCAGCAACUUUCAGCUCCCAUCCCCUGCGGUACUACCUUCCGGGACACCUCCGUCGCCCCCACGCGAAGAUGAUCCGCCUCCGAGUUACCGUGCGGGCGAACGGCAUCGUCCCAGCGCUGCCCUGUCUGAAGCUGCUGACCGCGCGGAGCGGGAGGGACUGAGGUACCGGUCGAUCGAAGAAGUAGUGCGGAGUCGCGCUGCACAAGAACAAGAAGGGAACGAGCGCGACGAGCAGCAACAGCUGCUCCUGGGCCGGGUUGACGGAGUUGUAGAGCAGCAGCAGGAGGGUCCUCGUGGUUCUGGCGUACAACCAGUUGUAGAUGCCCCACCGUUGCAAAACGCCGAGUGGGUCGAGUCCCUGCAGCCGCACUUGGAGGAGCAACGGUUACAAAGGCCCGCCGUGCCGCGCGAAGUGGUCUCCCCUCCACGAACCCCUAGACGAGGCCCUUCCCCGUCCGAGCGACGGGCCAACCAACUGCAGGUCAGCCCACAGUAUGCGUUGGAAGAGUAUCGUACUCGUAUAAAUGCAUUUGCAAAUUAGCCCAGCAUGAGAAAUAAAAUUUCUCAUGCGGAUUUGCCUUAAGAAAAAAAUUUGUAAUGCAUGAAUGCCAUUACUACGAGUACGAUACUUUUGCAUUUCAUACUCAGCAACUUCGAACGGACGCCUUCGGCAUUUUGGGAGGAAGUGGCUCUGGCUCACCAUCUAUCCUGAGUAAAAACGUACCCACCCCAGAGUUGUAAUGCAGAUUUGCAAUGACAAAGACAUUUGUGAUGCGCAUCCCCAUGAGAGCCACUUCCAAUCGUGUUUUGGAAUUUGUGAUGCUGUGAACAGGAUCAGCAGGUCGAUUUGUGAUGUGGCUUUCCUUGCUAACUUGCACUACCUUACGGACUGAAUCUUGUCAUGCGUGACUCCCAAAACUCCUAGGCUUGUGUUGCAAAGUCCCCAUCUUGACUCUGGUGUGGGUACGUUUUUACUCAGGAUACCAUCGCGACCAGUUUCACGCACACCGGACGUAGUGCGGCGAAUGCGUGAUGAGGCUGCGCCCCACGAGCACCAGCUGCAGCCAGCAGCACUACAACAACACGGCAUCGGCAGCCCCCUUCCACCAUUACAAAUUGACGUCGCUUUGCAGGCGGAGCAGGAGAAUGAGCGGCUUCUUGGUCAACAUCUCGCCGGAAGUAGAUCUGCUUCGCGGGGGCUGCAGGCCCCGCUACAUCAUGAAAUUCCGCAGGAUGCAGACUCGACCGGAAGCCCAGCUGCCAGCGUGAGUCCGGAAGACGAGAUGAACCUGGGCAUAGGGGAACAACAAGACGAACAACAACUCGCGGCGGGGGGCAAGAACAUGAAAGAUGAAACCACGCAGAUUUUCCACAGUUACAAUUUGAUGUCCCUCGGCGCGGUUAUCACGAAGCAACAACUGCACGACCAGCUGCAGGUGGACGCGCUGCAGGUUAUCACGAAGCAGCUGCACGCGCUGCAGAAAAUUAUAGGCGCGAGGAAAUCUCCUGCAGAUGGUGGAGAGGAAGAUGUAUUCUCCGCCACUGGAGGCUGCGACGCUGAACAGCAACACCAAUCCGACGUCGACGACCUAGAUAGCAAUGGAAUCACCAAAAGUGUCACGAUGGACACGCAGCGCGAGGAGUUGCGAAGGCAGCUGGAAGAUUUAGAUAGCCAUUUGAUCGACCCGACGGACUUCUUUGCCGACUUAUCAGUGGACGACGUAAUCAAACUGAUUCGCGGAGAGGGCGCGUUCAAGCGAAGCGGGCCAACCAAGAUCUGGUCCUAUCCAAUACACAUGUACUGCCUGGAUCUGGAAAGUUGGAACUUGUAACGCUAGCUUUAUGACAUUCGUCGGAAAUCUGAAUUGCCAAACCAACAAAAGUCGCCUCCUCUUUUGUCAUGCAAAAACGCAGCUUCUCAUGCGGACUGUCUAAGAGAAAGCGCUCUGGUAAGUUGACAUGCUGGGCAGCAUUCGGAAGUGUUUCCGCCAUCCGCAUUUCGCCGAGCGUCACAAAUUUCCAGAACCGGACACAUUUGCAGUGCACAGGCCGAUCCAAGAUCUGAUCUUCCGCGACGCGCUGCAGCGGGAUGGCAGCGCGGCGGAUGCAGGCAGCGCGGUGAUGGCAGCGGUGCGGGGCACAGGGGAGCAUAGCACUGUUCCGGUAGAAGACGCCAGUCAGUCAUUAGAGGGACUGCACCAGGGUGGUGCUAGUAGUUCGGGUCCUCGAGGUGGCUUUUCUAGAGGCAGCGGAAGUGGUAUCGAAAUGAAAAAUCCCCCCUCCCCGUACUCAGAGGGGGACUUGUGUAGCAUUAUUUGUGAUCACAAGUCACGCUGUCAUGGUAGAAGGGAAGAGAUGUGGACUGUAAGUGCUGCCUGGUGUAGGAAAACUUUGCGUGUUCAGAAUGAUACGAAGCAACUGGAAACGGGAAGCAGCAUGACAAAUUGCCAACAAAUGAGGGAGCAACUGCAUCUCUUGGCCUUCUAGCUAUACAAGUCGAGUUGUGUACUCAAAUACAGCAACACAAAUCUCGUUUUCGAUAUGCGAAGGGGGGAACAUUCCUCACAAUAAGUGGUGGCAGUGCUGGAGCAGGCGGAACUUUCACGAUACUCCCAGGCUUCGCAUCGUCUGGACUACAAGUGGGAACUUUCGCCGCCCAAGAUGCCGGUGAUAAUUCCACUCCGGCAGGACAAGGUGGAGCAGUUGGUGCUAAUCAUUCCUCUAUGGGAGGACAAGGAGCAGCUGCGGUUAUCAUUCCACACUCCGCCCCGUCCGGGGGACAAGCAGGACCUCCUACCCAACCGGACCAAGCCGGUUCAUCCGGAACAGCCGCAGGUGCGGCAACUGAAGUUGACCAGCAAGAAACUGGCGCGGCUUUUUCGACGACGCCUGGUACACAGGCGCUGCCCGGGGCCGGAACGGGCACUGGUAGCGCAGAAGCAGGCGCUGCAGGUACUAGUAAUUCCGGUGGUGGAGCUACAAGCGGGCCAACAGGCGGCGGUGGACAACACACGUGCACUGCUGGUGGAACAACGGGAGGAGAAGCUUCGUCAUGUAUUGGUGGGACGACGUCGCCCACUGUUCCAGUUGAGGCCCCAGCCACGGGGGGAGAACAAACACAAACCAAGACCCAGAGGACCACGGGGGGACAACAAACGACCCCCGAUGAUCCGACGCUGCAACACGGACAAAGAACACAACAGGAAGAGAGAACUAAGCAACAGGAACAGGGAACACAACAAGGACAGGAAACACAACAGGACAAAGGCGCGCUCAAGCGAAGCGGGCCAACGAAGAUCUGGCACAUUUAACGAGCUGAUCUUGUCGCCUACGUACGCCCGCCAACGAGGGGGCGUAAGCGCAAACACGGCUCUACUUUGUCACGGUAACAACACGGUAACCGCCGAGGAGUGCGUGAAAAUAUAGGAGCAGUGGAAGCUCGCCUUCCUCCUCUUCUUCAAAGCUUAAAUUGUCGGACUGGGCGAGCAGCCUUUUAUACAACGCACCGACAACAGUGGCGAGGAUGGAAGCACAGCUCUCAAGUUUUUUUGACAUUUUGAUGUUGUAGCAGGGAAACUUGCAUUGGUUUUGAAGCUAGGAAGUAUAGAGAGCCAACUGCGGCCCUUGUCAUCUGCUUUGUUGCUUUUCCGGCCACGUAGAUAAAGUUGUUGCUUUUUGAUUCGAAUCGAAAUGAAUAACGAGAGCGCAGCACUGGAGCGCCUUAUUUGAUGAACAGAACGUGCGUGGAGAGCAACUUAUUAGAGGAACAGAACGUGCGUGGAGCGCUAGGUAGAAUGCCUUAUUUGAUCUUCUCCGCGAGAUUCGUGAGGAGAUGAAGCCAUAACGUUUCAAGAGAAAUGACAGUCCUUAAUCUCUUUAUGCUUUCGGAAACCCACCUUGGCUGUCAACGACGCUUCCAAAAGUGGUAUGUGGACAAUGAGACCCGAAUGGACGCGAAUUUGGACAACAUAU